AUGGCCGAAAUCCCAACCUUCCAUAACUUGUCCCUCGAGAGGCACGGAAAUGUAUUCGUCCUAACCAUGCAGAAGGCGCCAGAGAACCGGUUGAACUCUCAGUACUGCCAGGAGAUGAUUCGGGCCUACCGAACGGUAGAGAAGAUCCUGGGUCCCGACUCAGAAGGCGCAGUAAUUACGCGAGGCAACGAUGCCAAAUUCUGGUGCACUGGACUCGAGCUGGAUGAAGCAGACAGCAACCCAUUCGCCAAUUCAGAUGGCUUCUACCCUCUCAUCCAUACAAUCCUCGACUUCCCCUUCCCAACAAUUGCCUUGAUAACCGGACACACGUUUGGCGGAGCCUGUCCAUUUGCGCUAGCCCACGACUACCGAGUCAUGAACUCCCGCCGCGGCUUCAUCUCCAUGCCACCCGUGAACCUGGGCCUGCACUUCGACGGUAUUGGCUCGCUGCCUCGGCUCAAAUUGCGGCCGGAGAUUGCGCGCAAAAUGCUGCUUGAGGCGCAUAGGUGGACUGGGCCUCAGGCACUGGAGGACGGAAUUGUGGACGCUGUUGCGGAGCCGGAGGAGAUGUUGAAGGUUGCGUUGGAACUUGGGGCGAAGUGGGCGCCUAAAGCAAAGAUGGGUGUUUACGCUUUGCUUCGUCAAGAGCUUUGGGGAGAUGCUGUUAAAAAGUUCCAGAAGAUUAGUUAUGUUCAUGCUCGGGUGGUAUCGGCGCCUGCUAAGGCUAAGAUUUGA
Molecule: messenger RNA, 735 nt
Organism: Penicillium bovifimosum
Lineage: Eukaryota; Fungi; Ascomycota; Eurotiomycetes; Eurotiales; Aspergillaceae
Product: enoyl-CoA hydratase/isomerase family protein
Exons: 4
Coding region: 1-735 (244 amino acids)
Biological process (GO): fatty acid beta-oxidation
Cellular component (GO): peroxisome
Molecular function (GO): enoyl-CoA hydratase activity; delta(3)-delta(2)-enoyl-CoA isomerase activity
Source: RefSeq, a predicted model, not a curated record